CUGUAAAAUAGACGUACUAGUGUGUAGUUUAAUCUGCUGUAAUCCUAGCCUGCAUGAUUGUCCACAUCCUCUUAAAUCCACGAUGUAUGUUACUGACCCUGUCUAGCAUCUUUUUAUCUCUGUAUUUUUGGUCUUUGGCGUCCUGUUUGGCACAAAUACCGGAUGAUCGGUCGGAGUGGGGUUUGAGGCCGCCGAAUGCUUGUUGGCAUUUUCUUUACUGAAAGGAAGCAUGUAGUUUAAGAGCUUUUGCUACAUGGCAGGAGAACAGCAACCUGUUAAGAAGGCCAGGAAGCACCAUUGCAGUCGCAACCCCGUACUGGCCCGGGGUAUUGGGAAGUAUUCCCGUUCUGCCAUGUAUGCUAGGAAGGCCCUUUAUAAGCGCAAGUUCAAGGCUCCACAGACAAAGAUUGAAAAGAAAAAGCAAAAGGCUCUAGUAACUGUAACCAAGACAGUUGGUGGAGAUAAGAAUGGUGGGACCCGUGUGGUGAAGUUGCGUAAGAUGCCCCGUUAUUACCCUACUGAAGAUGUUCCACGCAAAUUGUUGAGUCAUGGAAAGAAGCCUUUCAGCCAGCACAAACGCAAGCUGCGGUCUUCAAUCACUCCUGGAACAGUUUUGAUUCUUCUUAAUGGACGCCACAGGGGAAAGCGCGUUGUCUUCUUGAAACAACUUCAAACUGGCCUUCUGCUUGUAACAGGACCCUUGGCUAUAAACAGGGUUCCUCUAAGGAGGGCUCACCAAAAGUUUGCCAUUGCCACCUCUACUAAGAUCGAUAUCUCAAGUGUCAAGAUUCCCAAGCAUCUGACAGACUCCUACUUUAAGAAGAAGAAGCUGCGCAAACCUAAGCAUCAGGAGGGUGAGAUCUUUGACACUGAGAAAGAGAAAUAUGCAGUUACACAACAGCGCAAAGCAGAUCAGAAAUUUGUGGACUCUCAGCUCCUGCCUCUUCUCAAAAAAGAGCCUCAGCUUCGUGGGUACUUGCGUUCUGCAUUCUUCCUGUCAAAUGGGAUGUACCCUCAUAAACUGGUCUUUUAAAAAGUGGGCUUAUUAAAAAGUAUCUUGUGAGAAAACAAA
Molecule: messenger RNA, 1072 nt
Organism: Xenopus tropicalis (tropical clawed frog)
Lineage: Eukaryota; Metazoa; Chordata; Amphibia; Anura; Pipidae
Gene: rpl6
Product: ribosomal protein L6
Exons: 7
Coding region: 254-1033 (259 amino acids)
Biological process (GO): translation
Cellular component (GO): ribosome; cytoplasm; endoplasmic reticulum
Molecular function (GO): structural constituent of ribosome
Source: RefSeq, a predicted model, not a curated record